CCUUCUUCUUCUUCUUCUCCUCUCUCUCUCUCUCUCUCUCUAUGGAAUCCAAGGAAUUAUUCUCCACCAAUCUACUAGACGGCACAUUUGCCUCCCAUAUUCAGAGGCAACAGGGUUCAAUACCUUCAGUUAUAAUCAUUGGUGGUGGUAUAUCGGGUGUAGCUGCUGCACGUAUCCUCAAUGAUGCAUCAUUUAAGGUGAUCUUGCUAGAAUCAAGGGAUAGACUUGGCGGACGUAUUCAUACAGACUACUCAUUUGGUUGUCCAGUAGAUAUGGGAGCAUCAUGGCUACAUGGUGUUUGCAAUGAGAAUCCCUUAGCUCCACUGAUACGUGGUCUAGGGCUUACAAUGUGCCGUACAAGUGGUGAUAACUCUGUGUUGUACGAUCAUGAUUUAGAAAGCUAUAUGCUCUAUGAUGUGGAUGGCCAUCAAGUUCCUCAACAUAUAGUCAUUGAAGUUGGAGAAACAUUUAAGAGAAUUCUAGAAGAGAUAGGGAAAGUAAGAGAUGAGCAUACUGAUGACCUGUCUGUUCUUCGAGCAAUUUCAAUUGUGUUGGAUAGACUUCCAGAUUUAAGACAAAAAGGACUUGCCCAUGAAGUGUUGCAAUGGUACAUAUGUAGAAUGGAAGCUUGGUUUGCAGCAGAUGCUGACAUGAUAUCUUUAAAAAGCUGGGAUCAGGAGCAUGUUCUUUCUGGUGGUCACGGGCUUAUGGUGCAAGGUUAUGAUCCUGUAAUAAAGGCUCUUGCAAAAGAUAUUGAUAUACGUUUGAAUCACCGGGUUACAAAGAUAUCCAACGGGUGUAAUAAGGUGAUGGUCACAGUUGAGGAUGGAAGGAUCUUUGUUGCAGAUGCUGCUAUUUUAACAGUACCCAUUGGGGUUCUCAAAGCCAAAUUGAUUGAAUUUGAGCCAAAAUUGCCUGACUGGAAGCUUUCUGCUAUUUCUGAUCUUGGUGUAGGAAAUGAAAAUAAGAUUGCCCUGCAAUUUGAUAAAGUUUUUUGGCCAAAUGUAGAAUUUCUGGGCAUUGUUGCCCCCAGUUCAUAUGCGUGUGGUUAUUUUCUCAAUCUUCACAAGGCAACAGGUCAUCCAGUCCUUGUCUACAUGGCUGCUGGAAGGUUUGCAUACGAUCUUGAGAAGCUGUCUGAUGAGUCUACUGCAAAUUUUGCGAUGUCACAACUCAAGAAAAUGUUUCCUGAUGCAACUGAGCCGGUUCAGUAUCUCGUGUCUCGUUGGGGAACAGACCUGAACUCUCUUGGUUGUUACUCGUAUGACUUGGUUGGAAAAUCUGAAGAUGUCUACGAGAGGCUUCGAGCACCCAUGGGUAAUCUUUUCUUUGCGGGAGAAGCAGUCAGUGUGGAAAAUCAGGGAUCUGUCCAUGGAGCUUACUCAGCUGGAGUCAUGGCUGCUGAAAACUGUCAGAUGCAUCUCUUAAACAAACUUGGUGACAUGGAGAAGCUCCAAUUAGUUUCUCUUAGGAAUGAAAUUCUGAAAGAUGCAAUUCCUCUCCAGAUCUCGAGAAUGUAGUAUCUGCAGUUGACAUAUCUAAGAAAUGAAAGUUUGCUAGUCUUCUUCAAAACGCUACAGGAAACAUAGCUUUCCGUGGCGACAGGGGUCGUCAUUAAUUUCUUUUUAUGUUUUCAUUACAAGUUAAAUCUAAUAGAACUUGGGAACCGAAUGAAAUGUCAAAAAUACUUUAUCCAAAUAACCUUAGUUUAGAAAAAAAUAAAUUGUAAAAACCAAAAAGAAACAAAUGAAAAUGAUGGCUCUAUGGGUGGCCCGGCCUUGCCGAC
Juglans regia (Persian walnut) is the source of this 1786-nucleotide messenger RNA. Its product is annotated as probable polyamine oxidase 4. Gene Ontology annotation, cellular component: peroxisome. Bases 42 to 1520 code for a protein of 492 amino acids. The transcript is spliced from 10 exons. Gene Ontology annotation, biological process: polyamine catabolic process. The record is from RefSeq and is a predicted model, not a curated record. Gene Ontology annotation, molecular function: polyamine oxidase activity. NCBI's taxonomy places the organism in Eukaryota, Viridiplantae, Streptophyta, Magnoliopsida, Fagales, Juglandaceae.